Messenger RNA from Cucurbita pepo subsp. pepo (vegetable marrow), 1209 nucleotides. NCBI's taxonomy places the organism in Eukaryota, Viridiplantae, Streptophyta, Magnoliopsida, Cucurbitales, Cucurbitaceae. The record is from RefSeq and is a predicted model, not a curated record.
AUGGUAAUCACCACACAUUUUAUUGAUUCAGAAUGGAAUUUGCAUAAAAGAAUUCUCAACUUUUGUCAAGUUGCUAACCACAAGGGAGAGACUAUUGGCAAGAUUAUUGAGAGUUGUUUAUUGAAAUGGAGAAUGGAUAAGGUUUUCUCUGUCACAAUUGAUAAUGCAAGUUCCAAUGAUAUAUCUAUUUCAUAUAUUAUGAAAAGGCUUAGAAGUUGGAAUUCACUUGUCUUAGAUGGAGAAAUAUUACAUAUGAAGUGUUGUGCUCACAUAAUUAAUUUGAUUGUGAAUGAAGUGCUUAAAGAAAUGCAUGACUCCAUUUCUAGUGUUCGCAAUGCCGUGAGGUAUGUUAGAUCAUCCCCCAAGAGAUUGACAAAAUUUAAGGAUCGUGUUGAACAAGAAAAAAUUAAAUGUAAAGCACUUGUUUGUUUGGAUGUGGCGACUCCAUGGAAUUCCACUUAUUUGAUGCUUGAUCAUGCGUUGAAAUUUGAAAAAGCUUUCAAAGUAUUAGAGGAUGAAGAAUUAGAUUAUGUUGAUUAUUUCAAAGAGGGGGAUCAUGGAAACAAAAGAACAGGGCCACCAACCAUUGAUGAUUGGAAAAAUGUUGGGGUGUUUGUAAAGUUUUUGAAGGUUUUCUAUGAUGUCAAUGCCAAGAUGAGUGGUUCUUUAUAUGUGACUUCUAAUUCUUAUUUUCAUGAACUUUGGGGUAUUCGAGAACUUUUAAUUCAGUGGAGUACAAAUGUGAACUCUGUUUUAAGUAACAUGAGUUCAAAUAUGAAAGUUAAGUAUGAGAAAUAUUGGGGCUCAGUGGAAAGAAUUAAUAAGUUGAUAUUCAUAGCAGUGGUACUCGAUCCUCGUUACAAAUUGGAUUACAUAUCAUUUUGCUUUUCGAAUAUCUAUGAAGAUGCUAUGGCUAAAGUGAUGGUGGAUGGCAUAAAGAAUUAUUUAAUUCGUUUGUAUGAUUACUACAAGUUUUAUAAUAAUGCUCAAGAUCACAAUCAAUCUAAAUCAAGACUCACUUCUAACUCCAUGAGUAUGAAGAUGGACACAAUUGAUGAAGAGAAUUUGAGUGGUUCAAUAUUAGUAUUAUCAAGAUACAAACGAAGAAGAGAAGAGCAACAUUCACUCGAGUUAAAGAAUGAUGUGGAUCGAUAUUUAUCUGACCCUAGUGAAGAAGUUGAUGAUAAUUUUGAUGUUUUGGCAUGGUAG